Tachysurus vachellii is the source of this 3066-nucleotide messenger RNA. RefSeq names its product solute carrier family 5 member 5 (gene slc5a5). Gene Ontology annotation, molecular function: symporter activity. Gene Ontology annotation, biological process: sodium ion transport; iodide transmembrane transport. Gene Ontology annotation, cellular component: membrane. The transcript is spliced from 17 exons. The record is from RefSeq and is a predicted model, not a curated record. Bases 166 to 1989 code for a protein of 607 amino acids. Lineage: Eukaryota; Metazoa; Chordata; Actinopteri; Siluriformes; Bagridae.
ACACACACACACACACACACACACACACACACACACACACACACACAAGAUUCUGUACAAAACUAGUGUGCGAUGAGAAAAUGUUCAUUUCUCAACCGGAGGGCCGAGAGGACACAAAGUGUACAGAAAGCUGAAGUGUAGCUGCAGUGUGUGAGGAGACUCAGGAUGUCAGCAGCUCUAACAGAGCGGUUGGGCUUCACUGCAGGAGACUACGCUGUGUUUGGCGCCAUGUUGGCCAUCUCCUUGUUUAUCGGAUUAUUGCAGUCUCUGCUCUCACGUCGGCGGAGGUUCUCUGAUUUAGACUCAAUGGAGAAUUUCUUCACUGGUGGGCGGAGCCUGGGGGCGGUACCAGUAGGAGUGUCUCUAUGUGCUAGCUUCAUGUCAGGUGUGCAGGUACUGGGGGUUCCGUCUGAGACGUACCUGUAUGGCUUCAAGUUCCUCUACAUGUGUUUGGGGCAAGGCAUCAACUCCCUCCUGACAGCCACACUGUUCCUCCCUGUAUACUACACACUGAACAUCACCUCUUCUAACCAGUAUCUGAGGAUGAGAUUCGGCAGAGGAAUGCAGCUGCUUGGGAGUCUACAGUUUCUCAUAGCCACAAUACUAUACACUGGCAUUGUUAUCCUCGCUCCUGCACUCAUCCUAAAUCAGGCCACAGGAUUGAACAUGUGGGCGUGUCUGAUCUCCACAGGACUCAUCUGUACGCUCUACACAAGUCUGGGAGGAAUAAAGGCUGUCGUGUGGACGGAUGUGUUUCAGGUCGCCGUCAUGCUUUUGGGCUUUAUUGGGAUCUUUGUCCACGGCACUGUCCUUGCAGGAGGACCAGCGAAAGUCCUAGAGAUCGCCAACAACGGCUCACGCAUCAACUUUAAUGAUUUUGGUCUGGAUCCUCAGCGGCGGUACUCGUUUUGGAGCUUUACGGUCGGAGGAACGAUGGUGUGGUUAUCCAUGUACUCAGCAAAUCAGGCUCAGGUGCAGCGCUACAUCUCCUGCAGUUCAGAGAGACAAGCAAAGUGGGCUUUAUUAAUCAAUCAGGUGGGCUUGUGUUUGAUUGUGAGCAGCGCAGCUACAUGUGGCAUUGUGAUGUUUGCUCUUUAUUCCCACUGUGAUCCUCUCAAAUCUGGACGAAUCUCUGCAUCAGAUCAGUACAUGCCUUAUUUGGUAUUGGACAUUUUUCGGGAUCUUCCUGGUUUUCCUGGACUUUUUCUAGCCUGUGCAUACGGUGGAACAUUAAGCACCGUCUCCACCAGCAUUAACGCCAUGGCUGCGGUUACGAUUGAGGAUCUGCUGAAACCGUUUCUGAUCAACUCAUCACAGAGGAAACAGAUGCAGCUUUGCAAAUUACUGUCAUUUUUGUAUGGAGUCGGCUGCAUCACAACGGCAGCUGUCUGUUCUUUCCUGGACUGGGGAGUUCUUCAGGGCUCGUUUACGGUCAUGGGCGUGGUUAACGGGCCGCUCCUGGGUACUUUUAUCUUGGGUAUGUUCAUCCCAGCAGCAAACAAAUCGGGUGCAUUUGUUGGGGUGGUGGUGGGGUUCUCUCUUGCUCUGUGGCUCGCUGUUGGAAGCUCUGUUUAUCCUCCAACCCCUCAACGAAUGGGUGUGUUAGACACCAACGCCGAUUACUGCCUCUCAGCUAACACUACACACAACUCCACCAUGCUAACAGCUCCAAACUCUACACUAUCACCUCCAGAACCUGCAGAGGACCGGUAUCAUGGUCUUCAGGAUUUCUACUCCAUAUCCUAUCUGUACUUUGGAGCUCUGUCCACCGGAGCAUCUGUGUUAGUCGGAUAUGUGGUCAGUUACCUCACAGGACCAACACUGAGGGGCUCGAUCCAGCCUGGUCUGCUGUGGUGGGAUCUGAAAGCUGACCGUGAUGCUCCUCAGGAAAGCACGGAGGAAUCGAUGGUUCUGAAUCCCACCGUUGUCCUUCAGAACCCUGAGAAAGAUGCUGAUAAAGAGCGCAAACCUUCUGUAUCUGUUUUGUGAGAAACUUUUGUGCUGGUUGUGGAUUUAUACAACAUAAAGUCCGGAAGAAUUCUUCUGCUAAUCUCUCUCUCUCCCUCUGUCUCUCUCUCUCUCUCUCUCCCUCCCUCUCUCUCUCUCUCUCCCUCUGUCUCUCUCUCUCUCUCUCUCCCUCCCUCUCUCUCUCUCUCUCUCUCUCUCUCUCUCUCUCUCUCUCUCUCUCUCUCUCUCUCUCUCUCUCCCCCUCCCUCUCUCUCUCUCUCUCUCUCUCUCUCUCUCUCUCUCUCUUUCUCUCUCUGUGUGACAGACACAAACACACAGAUAUUUAAUGACUAACAUUCCACACAUUCUUUCUGAAGCCUAAAUCAAUAGUGUUGAUGUUCUUAUCCUAAUUUCAGCUCAUCUUUCAGCAUUACACAACACACCUGCACCACACCUGUCUGUCUCAUCAACACACCUGUCUGUCUCAUCAACACACCUGUCUGUCUCAUCAACACACCUGUCUGUCUCAUCAACACACCUGUCUGUCUCAUCAACACACCUGUCUGUCUCAUCAACACACCUGUCUGUCUCAUCAACACACCUGUCUGUCUCAUCAACAAACCUGUCUGUCUCAUCAACACACCUGUCUGUCUCAUCAACACACCUGUCUGUCUCAUCAACACACCUGUCUGUCUCAUCAACACACCUGUCUGUCUCAUCACCACAUGUAAACUCAUUUACAGACUCAAAAUAAAGGAGAAGGAGUCAUUGCAUGUUCUGUAAACAUGAUCAUCUACUAAUCCGUGAUUUAUACAACACAAUUUCACCAAGCAGAUUAACAGAAGUCUGGAUGUAGGUUUAGACAAAGAUCCAGAGCAGAGCAGCACAGAGAGUUAGUACAUCUGAGUUAAAAAUCAUGCUAGCGUUCAGGUGUGGAGGAGUAAAUACUGACAGCAGUCGGAGUGUUUACAGGAUGUUCAGUGUGAGAGAGUUUCAUGAGUCUGAAGUUCCAAAAGUGAAUGACAACAAAAGAGAAAGUGAUCAAAUGUAUAAAAACAGACAGAACUCUAAGGGCGGCGUGAGUGAAGAUGAGGUUUAACCUAAAAUCACCAUUUACCA